UCCCCUCGGCCUUUUGGCUUUCUCCUCCUUCUAGGGUUAGGGUUUCGUUGAUCUCCUGUUUGUGUUACAUGAUCUCCCUUCAUCUACAGAUCGUCGAUCAUUGCCGGAAGAUAUGACGUUAUUUCUGUCCGACGAAGAGUACGCUCGCUGCUCCCACGAUCCAUCUUUGAUUGCGCAGAAAGCCGACGCUUACAUUAGAGAACUUUACAAUCAACUCGAGACUGAAAAAGCUCAAUACGAUGCUUCAUCCAUCACCGCUGAACAGACCUGCUCGCUUCUCGAACAGAAGUAUGUUUCUCUCAAAUCUGAAUUCUCUGCACUUCAAUCUCAAUACUCGCAACUGAAUUCCACCCUUGAGGAACGUGGCUCUGAGCUUGCUCAGAUUCAAGCGGAUAAGCAUCAAGUUUAUCUCCAAUCGAUCGGCAAGGAUGGGGAGAUUGAACGGCUAUCCUUGGAGGCUUCAGAGCUUCAUAAGUCCAAAAGUCAGUUGCUGCAACUGAUUGAACAUAAGGAUUUAGAGAUUAAUGAGAAGAAUGCUACCAUCAAGGGUUAUCUUGACAAGAUUGUUGCCUUGACCGACAGUGCUUCUUUUAAAGAAUCACGGAGUAGUGAAUUGGAGGCUGAGCUUGCACGUGUUCACACUUCCUUGGCUCGUUUGUCUCAGGAGAAGGAAUUAGUUGAGAGGCAUAAUAUUUGGCUUAAUGACGAGUUGACUACUAAAGUGAACAGUCUUUUGGAGCUGAGGAAGGUACAUAAUGAACUAGAGGCAGAUAUGUCUUCUAAGCUUGCAGAUCUUGAGAGAAAAUACAAUGACACAUCUAGCUCAUUGAAGUGGAAGGAUGACAGAGUAAAGGAGCUGGAGUCAAAGCUAGAAGCCUUACAGAAGGAGUUUUGUUCAUCUAAGGAUAUGGCUGCUGCUACUGAGGAACGCUUGUCAGCUGAACUUUCAACUGUAAACAAGCUGGUUGAACUGUACAAGGAGAGUUCAGAUGAGUGGUCCAAGAAGUCAGGCGAGCUUGAGGGUGUUAUUAAGGCUUUGGAGACUCAUGCAAGUCAAGUUGAGAAGGAUUACAAAGAUAGACUUGAGAAGGAAACAUCCUCUAGAAUGGAGUUUGAAAAGGAGGUUUUGCAUUUAAAAGAAAAACUUGAAAAGUGUGAAGCAGAAUUGGAAAAUUGCAGAAAUUCUGAUCAGCUUAAUCUUCUGCAGAUGAGCAGUUUCAACACGAAAGCAUAUGGAGGCGCUACCGAUGCCAAUGAUGUGGAUGGAAAUAAUCUAAUGCUUGUUCCCAGUAUUCCAGCAGGUAUUUCAGGCACAGCACUAGCUGCUUCUCUUCUUCGAGAUGGUUGGAGUCUAGUUAAAAUGUAUGAGAAGUACCAAGAAGCUGUUGAUGCUCUGAGGCAUGAACAAUUGGGAAGAAAGCAGUCCCAAUCAAUACUGGAACGGGUGUUGCAUGAAAUAGAAGAUAAAGCUGAGGUCAUAUUGGAUGAGCGAGCAGAGCAUGAUAGAAUGGUUGAAGCAUAUGAUAUGUUAAAUGAAAAAUUGCAACAUUCUAUUUCUGAACAAACUGCACUUGAGAGAACUAUCCAGGAGCUGAAGGCUGAAUUAAGAAGGCAUAAACGGGACUACACUUUAGCUCAAACGGAGAACCGUGACCUUCAGAGACAGAUAACAAUUCUGCUAAAGGAAUGUCGUGACAUACAACUCCGUUGUGGAUCUGCAGAUUAUGAUUCUGCUAUCGAGGGAAUGAGUUCCUUGGCUGAUCAGUCGAAUGUCAGUUCUGAUGCCGACACUGUUUUCUCUGAACGGUUGUUGACCUUCAAGGAUAUAAAUGGAUUGGUUGAGCAGAAUGUACAGCUUCGGGGUCUAGUUCGUCUUCUCACUGAGCAGAUUGAGACUAAAGAAGUCGAGUUGAAGGAGAACUUCGAGAAGGAGUUUCAAAAGCAUUCUAAUGAAACUGCUUCUAAAGUCGAUGCAGUAUUGGCUAGAGCAGAAGAACAAGCACACAUGAUUGAAUCACUUCAUACCGCUGUUGCUAUGUACAAGAAACUAUAUGAAGAGGAGCAUAGACGUCAUGUUUCUCAACUGCAAUCUCCAGAUACGGCACCAGCAGACAGAAGGGAUGAUGUUAUGCUUCUACUUGAAGGUUCUAAUGAUGCUUCAAAAAAGGCACAAGAGCAAGCUUACGAGCGCAUAAAGCUUCUUGAAGAAGAGAUGACAGGGUUAAGAGGGGAGAUCAUUACAUUAAGAUCACAGCGUGACAGAUCAACUCUAGAAGCAACUUUUGCACAUGAGAAACUGGAAAGGUUUAUGAAAGAUUUUGAGCAUCAACGGGAGGAAUCAAAUGGCAUUAGAGCAAGAAAUGUCGAGUUCUCACAGUUGAUAGUUGAUUACCAAAGAAAGGUGCGUGAAGCUUCUGAGGCCUUGCAUACUGCUGAGGACUUAUCGCGGAAGUUAAAUAUGGAGGUAUCUGUUGUAAAGCGUGAAAAAGAAAUGUUGGUAAAUUCUGAAAAGAGAGCGUUUGAGGAAGUCCGUAGUUUAUCAGAGAGAGUUCAUCAGUUGCAGGCUACCUUGAACACAUUUCAGAGCGCUGAAGAAGUGCGGGAGGAAGCCAGAAGUGCUCAACGGAUAAACCAGGAGGAUCAUGUCAAACGUACCGAAAGAGAAUGGGCAGAGGCUAAAAAGGAGCUUCAAGAAGAGCGUGACAAUGUUCGCAAGCUCACGCAUGAGCAUAAUACAGCUAUGAGAGGAGCUAUGCAACGGAUCGAGGAGAUGGGGAAAGAACUAGCUAGUGCGUUGCGUGCUGUUGCUGAUGCUAAUGCUAGGGCUUCUGCUGCUGAAGAACGGUGUUCUCAGUUGGAGAAAAUGAAAAAAAUAGAUUUUGAGAUAAAUGAUGAACUUGUACCCACCUCUUCAACCAGAGAUGACAUGGCUGUGUUGCAUACUGCAAAGGAAGAGGUUGAGAAAUUGAGAGUAGAAGUGCAAGUAAACAAAGACCACAUGUUACAAUAUAAAAGCAUUGCGCAGGUGAAUGAAACUGCGCUAAAACAGAUGGAAGCUUCCCAUGAAAAUUUUAAAGCUGAGGCAGAAAAGGUGAAGAAAUCAUUAGAAGAUGAACUUGUAUCACUGAAGGAGCAGGUUAAUCAACUUCAAGAUGGCUAUAAUUUGAAGGCUAAAGAGUUGGCUUCUGCAUCUGUAUCACAAGAAGAAGCUCUUGCUUUCUCAUUGUCAGAGGUUUCUAGUUUGAGGGAAGAAUGUACUUCAAAAAUGUUGCGCAUUGAGGCUUUAGAGUCACAAAUGUCAGCCCUGAAAGAUGAUUUGGAGAAAGAGCAUCUAAGAUGGCGUACUGCUCAAGAUAAUUAUGAGAGGCAGGUCAUACUGCAGUCUGAGACAAUUCAGGAGUUGACUAAAACAUCGCAAGCAUUGGCUUCACUACAGGAAGAAGCAUCUGAGCUCCGGAGGGUAUCUGACUUGCUCAGAAUUGAGAAUGAAGAGCUAAAGAGCAAGUGGGAAACAGAGAAGUUGGUGCUAGAGGAGGCCAAAGAUAAAGCAGAGAAGAAAUAUCAUGAGAUCAAUGAACAGAACAAGAUCUUGCAUGAUCAGCUCGAGGCAUUGCACAUUAAGGUGGCAGAAAAGAGUCAUGGUUCCGGUGCAGAGUCUUCUGGAAGUGUUGAUAAGUUCAAUGAUGCCGGACUACAGAAUGUGGUGAAGUAUCUGAGACGUUCGAAAGAGAUCGCAGAGACUGAGAUAUCUUUGCUGAAGCAGGAAAAGCUUCGGUUGCAGUCACAGCUUGAGGGUGCUUUGAAGGCUGAAGCGACAGCACAAGGAUCGCUUCGUGCAGAGCGAGAAAAUUCAAGAUCAGUACAUUUUACAGAGGAGGAGUUUAAAGCGCUACAGCUUCAAGUUAGAGAAAUGAAUUUGCUUCGUGAAAGCAAUGUACAGCUUAGAGAAGAAAACAGACACAAUUUUGAGGAAUGUCAAAAACUGCGCCAAUCGACCCAUAAUACUAGGAUGGAAGUUGUGAAUUUAGAGAAUUUGCUUGGUGAACGACAAAAUGAAGUCGAAGCUUGUAAAAGAGAGAUAGAGAUGCAGAAGAAAGACCGAAAAGACCUAGAAAAGAGAGUUGAUGAGCUGCUUGACAAAUUCAGAGAUAUUGAUCCUGAAGAUUAUGGUCGGAUGCGAGCUGAUUUUCAGCAAAUGCAGGUAAAACUGUUGGAUAAAGAUGGACAGUUGGAGGAGGUUAAGAAACUUGUUUUGGAGAAACAAGAAGUAAUACUGCGGUUGGAGCAGGAUCUUGCAAGAAGCAAAGUGGAAAUAGAUGAAAGAGAGUCAAAGAUAAGUAGUAUUUCGCAAACUGAGACAUCGCUGAAAUCAGAUAUGGACAGGCAGAAGAGGUUCUUUAUUCAAUUGAAACGUAGAUGUGAUAACUUGGUGAAGGAGAAGGAGGAACUGAAUAAGAAGAAUCAAGAACUCUCAAAAGAGUUGGCUGAUUCUAACCAGGUCAAAAGGAACAGUGUGGACACUGCGGGUGAGCAAGCCACUAGGGAGAAAGAAGAGAAAGAUACAAGGAUACAGAUGCUUGAGAGAACUGUUGAGAAGCUGAGAGAUGAGUCAAGGGAGAGAGAAGAGAAAGAUACAAGGAUACAGAUGCUGGAGAAAGUUGUAGAGAGGCUAAGAGAUGAGGUGAGGAAGGGAAAAGAUGAAGUCAGGAUUGAGAAGUCAAAGAAUCAAAAGAAUGAGAAGGGAAUAGCUGAAUCUCAUGAAAAGUUAAAGCUGGCAGAUGAUUUGGAGAAACACAAACAGGCACUGAAAACCCUGUCUGAUGAAGUUGAAAAGCUGAAGCAUGCCACUGAAUCGGAGGGUGCUUCAACUGCUCAGCCCCAUUCUGGUGACUCCUUUGAUGACCUUGCUGCUGCAUGUCUCCUUGCUGUAGAAAAUUUUGAACAUGUUGCAAAUCAAGUAUGUAGCGAGUUUGGAGUUCCUACUACUGGUGAUACGCUGUCGGUUGAGUUGGGUGGAUCAGCACGAGCCACCAUUGGUGAGGUUGUUCCUACUGCAGUGGCUUCUGGUACUUUGGCGUCAGUUGUCCCUGCAGCUCAGAACAUGGAAGAAAGUUCAAAGACACCAGUUACGUCCAAACCAAAACUUGAACAGCGUAAAGUUGCACGGAGGUUGGUCCGACCACGAAUUGUAAAGUCUGACCAACCAAAGGGUGAUGUUGAUAUGAUAGAAACUGUUGGAGCUAAUAUGCAGUCAUCUGUGCGCAAACGUCCGUCUGCUUUAUCUGUUUCAGAGGGACAAGAAGGAUCGCAUGUGCGUGAAAGUAGCGCUGCUGAUGUUGCAGCACCUCUAAUUAAGAAAUCCAGAGGUUCAGAAGAACCACAGGAGGGUGCCGAGGUUCAAAGCGUCGCGAUGGCUUCAGAUGCUCCUGAAAGUUUUCCUUCCAUCGCUGAAGAGGCUCUAGGCAAUGGUGGAGAUGAAGUUCAAUUAAAGGAGGAAACUGCUGAUGCUGGAAGGGAUGAGGAUGUUGAAACUGGUGAGGAGCAGGCAGUUGAGGAUCAAGGAGAGUUGCAGAAUGAUAGAAGCGAUAUUGGUGAAGAGAAUAUGAACAGGACAGCUGAAAUUGAGGUUUCUGAGUUUCAGCCAAAGAUUAGUGAAGCUGAGCAUGCACAAAAGCAGCAGGCGACAGGUGAAGCUGGAAGUGAUCCUGAAGAGGGCGAAAUGGUUUCUGAUGCUAUUAUUGGUCAUGAAGGUGGUGGUGCAAGUACUAGUAAUAACACAUCUAGUGCCAUGAUAAUAAGCAACCAAGAAAUGGGGGAAGCUCAGUUAGUUGAGCAUCAGAUGAGGUCACCUUCACCUUUGCCAGUUGAAGAUGAAGUGGCAGAUGAUGCCUUAGGAGAUUUGGAGGUCAGUUCUCCACUACUGGAGGACAACGAAGACAAGAAUGAAGAAGGUGAGAUAGAAGUAGAAGAGACUACUCCCGAGAGUUCAACAGAUAAGCUAAAUAACGAUGGCAAUGAUGAAGGAGGGUCUAUGGCUGAAGAGGCUGCUAUUGAUCAUGUUCCCACCACUGCUGCUGCUGUUUUAGUCCCUCCUGUAGCUGAGAAAACAUCGAACACUUCUGCUAUGUCUGAAGCCGGUGUUGCAAAUCAAGACGGUAGCACUCUCAGUAGUGUUUCCACAUCAGGGCCAACAGAAGUAAAGCCAGAGGAGUCAGUUGCUGAUACAAGUUCAACAACCAUUAAUUUGAACGAGAGAGCAAGGCUAAGAUCUUUGCAGAGACUGGCUGGAACACUUCCUUCAUCACCUCCUGUAGCAAGGGGUCGUGGCAGGACACCAAGGGGACGAGGUCGUGGUGGGCGCACUGCACGUGGUGGACAAACACCUGGUUCUCAAGGAAUGUGAUGCGAAAUUCAGUGCUUGCAGCAGUUGUUGUGGCAUGCGCUUUCUCUCCAUUAUCAGCAUUUUGAAUGCAGAAAGGUUGGGCAAUAAUUAUUAUCAACUAAAAUAUUAUGAUGAUGCUAAAGGAGCUUGAUGUUAGUAAUCGAAGUUUUGUGAAACCGGUGAUAAAGGAAAAAAAUUAUGGAAUGUAGAUUGCACCAUUGAAUCAUGGAGUUUGAGUUACAAAUGGGAAACUCAAAAUUUGUUGGACCGAAUUGACUUUUGCGCAUAUCUUAUCGAGUACAUCUGCCGUUUUUUGACCUUUCGUGAAUACUGGGCUGAUGCAUGGCUUUUGGCGUUGGUAGCUUACAUAUAUUGAAUUAGUUGCAUUUUCCUCAGAAACAUGAAUAGACCUGUAUGAUUUUUGCUCUUAAAUUGCUUAUCAGAUGAAAACCAGAAGUUUUAUGAUGUCUGUUACCUUGUUCAUGGUGAAGUUUGUGUUUUGUUUUGAUGAGUUCAGUAUGUGAACUUUUAGUUGCAUAUUACAAUAUCGUUGAUGGUUA
This is a messenger RNA of Cynara cardunculus var. scolymus (artichoke), 6942 nucleotides long. RefSeq names its product nuclear-pore anchor. The coding region runs from base 113 to 6403 and encodes 2096 amino acids. Lineage: Eukaryota; Viridiplantae; Streptophyta; Magnoliopsida; Asterales; Asteraceae. Gene Ontology annotation, molecular function: structural constituent of nuclear pore. The record is from RefSeq and is a predicted model, not a curated record. Gene Ontology annotation, cellular component: nuclear pore. The transcript has 5 exons. Gene Ontology annotation, biological process: mRNA export from nucleus; protein import into nucleus.